AUGGCUACGAUUACUUCAUUAGAUAUUAAUGAUGCAUCGAUAAUAAAUUAUGGCAAACCAAAUGGUCUUCACUGGAUUACUGCUGCAUUAUUCCUGAUCGCUGAUAUGGCUGGUGCCGGUAUUGUUGCAUUUCCGGUUGCAAUGACUCGAUCCGGUACUUUUGGUGGUAUAAUUAUUUUGGUACUGUUAGCAAUUACAUUUUGUUAUACAGCAUGCAUACUAUCAAAAAAUUGGAUUAUUAUGUGCGAACGAUGGACUGUUUAUGCUAAACACUGCCGGAAACCGUAUCCGGAAAUGGCAUACCGUGCAAUGGGCACCAGUGCAAGAUCUAUUUGCUCGUUUAUUCUCAACACUGUCCUCUUUGGUGUCGCCGUUGUCUUUUGUUUACUAGCAGCUUAUAUCAUUAAUGAUUUUAUCAUUUCCAUUACUAAUUAUGAUAUUGGAUUUUGCUAUGUUUUGUUAUUUGUUACAGUAGCUAUUUAUCCGGUAACAUUGUUACGAUCACCACAAGAUUUUUGGUGGGCGGUUGUAUUAGCUAUGCUAACAACACUGUUUUCCGUAUUUCUCAUCCUUGUUGGUUCAUGGUUGGAUUACGGAAAAUGUGGCACUGAUCAGAAAAAGCCAGUCAUCCGGUUUAAUGACAUCGUUGCAUCUUUGGGGACAUUUAUGUUUGGCUUUGGUGGACACAUUGUAUUUCCAAGUGUGCAGCAUGACAUGAAAUAUCCGAAACAUUUUAUUCGUUCUGCAAUUUUAGCUUUUGUCGGAGUAGCAGUGCUGUACUUACCCGUGUCCAUACUCGGUUACGUGACGUACGGUAAUUCACUUCACGACUCCGUUAUUAAUUCUAUACAGGUACCACAUUUUGGUUGGCAUCGAAUUAUUAUUCGUACAAUUGUCCUUUUAGCAAUUUUAUUUGUUGCGGAAACAGUACCCAAAUUCGGACCAAUCCUAAAUGUUAUUGGUGGUAGUACAGUUGCGCUCACAUCAGCAAUGUUACCGCUUAUUUACAAUAAUUAUCUAAACGCAUCGAUCCACGAUCCAAUCACAAAUACUUAUAAACGACCAACAUUUUCACAAGUACUUCAACGAAAUUCAAAAAGUAAAUUAUUGGUUGAUUUCAUUGUUAUUGUAGUAUCGGUACUAUUCGGCAUGGCAACAACAUACAUUGCUAUAAUUGACAUGUCAUCAACAGAUUUCACUGCGCCGUGCUAUUUGUCAUUUGCGGAAAGUGCAGCGGCGCAGAAUGCAUCUGCUCAACUGUUAUCAGUGCAAUCAUCGCUUUGUGAUUAA
Brugia malayi is the source of this 1290-nucleotide messenger RNA. RefSeq names its product Transmembrane amino acid transporter protein. The coding region runs from base 1 to 1290 and encodes 429 amino acids. The record is from RefSeq and is a predicted model, not a curated record. Lineage: Eukaryota; Metazoa; Nematoda; Chromadorea; Rhabditida; Onchocercidae. The transcript is spliced from 8 exons.